Messenger RNA from Pecten maximus, 3644 nucleotides. Its product is annotated as serine/arginine-rich splicing factor 7-like. NCBI's taxonomy places the organism in Eukaryota, Metazoa, Mollusca, Bivalvia, Pectinida, Pectinidae. The record is from RefSeq and is a predicted model, not a curated record. The transcript has 11 exons. Bases 69 to 1229 code for a protein of 386 amino acids. Gene Ontology annotation, molecular function: RNA binding.
GGAGAGUAUCAGAGGGGGCGUUCGAAACACGCUGGUGGUUGUGACUGACGGAGAGAGUAUAUUACAGCAUGGCGAUAUUGGACAGGAGUAGAGGUGGAUACAGAGUGUUUGUUGGUGAUUUGGGCAGUCGAGUGGGGAAACAUGAAUUGGAAAGGGAGUUUGGAGUAAUUGGAGACAUAACAGAUGUUUGGGUCGCAAGGAAUCCGCCAGGAUUUGCUUUCCUUGUGUACAAGUAUUCGGACGAUGCAGAACGAGCUGUGAGGAAGCUCCAUGGAAGGUUAGUGUGUGGUCGAAGGGUGCGAGUCGAGCACGCCAUUCCCUAUGAAGAGAGAGCAGCAGCACAAGCCAUGCGAAUCAGCAGACACAGUGGUAACUACAGACAUAAUAGACACUCGUACUCGAGAUCACGCUCAAAAUCAAGGUCCAGACAUAGUUCAUCGUCACGGAAACGUAGACGACGCUCUCGCUCACUCUCUAAAGAAAACAGGUAUAAAAGGAGCAGGAGGUCAAGGUCAUACUCAAGGUCAAGGUCCCCCAUGAGUAAGAGAUCCAAGAAUAGGCGGAGAUCCUCAUCACACACAAGAAAACACAAAUCAAGGUCAUAUACAAGGUCAAGGUCAAGGUCUAGUUCAACAUCAAGGUCUCACAAAAGAAAGAAAAGCAGGAGGUCAAGUUCCUCCCCCAGGGAUAGAAAGAAACACUGUGUAAGGUCCAGGUCAAGAUCCAGGUCUAGACAAGAAACACGUUCAAAAUCCAAGUCCCCUGGACAGGCUGUAAAGAGCAAGUCUAUAUCUCGACAAAACUCUUCAAAGUCACAAGAAAGUAACCACAAAGAGAGAUGCUCUAGGUCGCCAUCAUUACCACGGAAGUCUGAGGACCUGGCUGAUAGUAUAUUGAUCUCCGAGGACCAGUCCGCAUCACCAAAGGUGGAAUACCCCAGAUCUCCAUCAUUACCACGGAAGUCUGAGGACCUGGCUGAUAGUAUAUUGAUCUCCGAGGACCAGUCCACAUCACCAAAGGUGGAAUACCCCAGAUCGCCAUCAUUACCACGGAAGUCUGAGGACCUGGCUGAUAGUAUAUUGAUCUCCGAGGACCAGUCCGCAUCACCAUUACCUCAGAAUGAAAUGUCACCACAGACAUCACCAAAGUCCUCUGAAGACCAGUCGUCGUCACCAAGGGAACCUGCAUCGAGACGAAAUGUCACCACAGACAACCCCAAAGUCCUCUGAAGACCAGUCGUCGUCACCAAGGGAACCGCAUCGCAACGAAAUGUCACCACAGACAUCACCAAAGUCCUCUGAAGACCAGUCGUCAUCACCAAGGGAACCGCAUCGCAACGAAAUGUCACCACAGACAUCACCAAAGGUGGACCAACUAUCACCCAACUCUAGUCAGCAGAGAUUACUCCUAGAAAGCAGUCAAACUGACCCCUUCUCAGGGUCAGAAUCAAGGUCAAGGUCAUUGUCUCCUGUCACUUUAAAGCAAUUUUCAGAUGACAAUCUGGAGAAGCCUUCAUAUGAAAGAGGCCUGAUACAUGAUGAAAGUUCGGACACCUUGGGACUCCAGACAUGUAAUGACCAAUUAAAGCACAGUGUACCACCAGUGGACCCCAGGUAUGACAGUGAUGACAGUGACAUACCAUGGAAAAGAAAAUCUUGAUAAAACACAAACUACCAGCCUCUUGAAAGGAAGAAAUGACAAGAGCAUCUCUCAACUACUCAAACUGCAACUACUAAAAAGAGAUGUAACAACAGCUCCAUGUACACCAACUACACAAAAGGAAAGCAACACCACCAACUAAAAUAUGACACCUACUCAAUAGUAAUUAAACAGCUGAGCUCAGUACCAGAAUGUAAAGGGAGAUAAAUCUUGCUAGAAAGAGUGCCAUCAUCUACUCAGGGGAGAUCACUCAGGCUUACUCUUUGCCAUCUGAGAGGAUACCAUGCCACUACAACCACUUUAUCACUCAAUCACUCAAACCUGUGCUUGGCUGCUCACCCACUACCAAUAGGUCAUUGUGGUCACUAGGACCCUCCCGCAUUGGUCACUCACGAUCACCACAAAAACUAGACCAACGUUGAGGAAGUGUCAUGUAGAUGAUGUUGUAAACACAACAUCAGAGUCCUCAAAUUCCAUGACUGAUUACACCUUCGGUGAUGUGAACUCAAGCAACAUGACCAAGGAAUCCAUUAAUUUGACCAGGGACUCCUUCAAUGUUACAAGCACCUCCAGUGAUAGGACUGCUGAAGCCAUUAAUUUGUCUGAUAACUCCAUUAAUUUGUCAGACAACUCCAUUAAUUUGACAGACGAAUGCAGCAUGUUGGAUGUUGAGGGCUGAAAACAAGAUGAACCUCUUUCAGGUUGCUAAGGAAAUCUGCCUCUGAUAUUGUAUGUCAAUUCUUCACAUGUAUUUUGUCAUAUUUUACAUUUGUGUUGAAAAUUAAUUUAUUUGUAAUAAUUUUCAAGAUCGAAUCACAGUUAUUGAUUUAUCAUUACCGGUAAUAUUUAAAUCAUUUGUUUGGGUGUUAUGUCAUAUAUAUACAUGUAUUUGAUAGUUACAAUUUUUCUUUCAUUUAUUACAGGGUAAGUACUGUGCUGUAGUGAAAUAUUAAUUUAAAACCUAUGUAGAUGCACUCUAACAUUUUGAGGGGAGGCUGUUGAUGAUGGUGGGCUAUUAAAUCAUCUUUUAUCUGUGGUCUGUCCAUCCGUAAACAAUCCUUGUGGUCUGUCCAUCCGUAAACAAUCCUUGUCGUCACUAUUUCUCAGUAAGGUUUUCAUUGAUCUUUUUUCAUAUGUAGGUUAAUUCCCCUUGGUCUCGAGACCGACCUGAAAACAAAAAUAGCUGUCGACAGUCGUUUUGAAGUGUGAAAUUUUUUUUUUAUCCAUUUCUCAGAAAAAUUUCCCUAUGGAUCUUUCUCAAAUUUCUCAUGUAGGUUCCCCGAUGUCUCUAAUUGUGCAUAUUGAAUUUUGAGACUGAUCGGGGGAAAAAAAAAAAAAAAAAAUGGCCGACAGUCAUUUUGUAUUUGUUUGUUAUCGCUCUUUCUCAAAGAAGUUUCCUAGAUAGGUUACACUUUGUCCUUAUUUGUGCAUGAUGAUUUUUGAGACUGAUCAGAGAACAAAAUGGCAAACAGCCAAUGUCAAUGUCAAUUCUUAGCUCGUCUCUUCAAAGAAAAGGAAGAGCUUAUGUUGUCACCCCGGCAUUGGCGUCGGCGUUGGUUUUUCAAAUGUUACGUUUUUGGUGCAAGUGUUGAAAGGCAUAGUAAUUUAUGGUAAUAUGGUUCCUGUGAGGGUUAAACUAUCCCUUGCCGGAGUCAAACUAAAAGAUUUUUGGGGGGGAAAAUGAUUUUCUAAAUUUUUUUACGUUAAGUUUUUGGUGCAAGUGUUGAAAGGUAUUAAUACAUCACUUUAUAAUUGUACUAGGGUGCUGAUAUUUGGCAGUAGAGUCCCUCUAGAGUUAAACUAUAUCCUGCUGGAGUUAAACUAAAUGAUUUUUUGGGGGAAAAAAAAGAUUUUUCAUGUUUUUGGACAGGUGUUGAAAGGCAUAGUAAUACAUAGUAUUAGGGUCCCUGUGGGGGGUUAACUAUCCCUUUUCGGAGUUAAACUGAAGAACUAAAAAAAAAAAAAAAUUGGGGGGAAAAAAAGAA